AUGCCAGAAGAUAAGGAGCAAAUUAGGAAACGAGCUAGUUACAAGGGACAAAUAACAGCUUUUUCAAAUUAUUUAAAUUCACUGAAGGUAUCUUCAUUGGCUGCUACUGAGGUAAAUGAGUUGCAAUUACGUAUUAGUAGGAUUGAGUCAAUGUAUGAACGAUAUGAUGAGGUACAAUUAUCCAUCGAGUGUAAUACUGAUAAUAUAGACGCCCAGAUAUCAGAACGAACUGAUUUUGAAUCCCUGUAUUUUAAAUCGCUUUCUCUUGCAAAAAGGAUCUUAGCAGAUUGCAUUAAGUCAGAUGACGUAAGCAGUGACGGUGGCUCUCAUUCCGGCAAUCAUAAAUUUGUUAAACUGCCCACUAUUCAACUACCUAAAUUUAAUGGUUCUUAUGAUAAUUGGUUAGAGUUUCAUGACACGUUCAUGAGCCUCAUACAUUCAAAUGACGAGAUAGAUGACAUAAAUAAGUUUCACUAUCUGAGAGCGUCGUUGGAAGGGCCCGCUGCUGUGGUAAUACAGUCAAUCGAAUUCUCGGCAGCUAAUUACACCGUCGCAUGGACUAUAUUAUGUGAUAGAUAUGAUAAUAAAAGACUACUAAUUCAAAAUCACGUGACAGCCUUAUUUAAUAUAGCACCAAUUAAUAAAGAAUUGUCUGUCAACUUAAAACGUCUUAUUGACCAAAUAAAUAAAAAUUUACGUGCACUAGAAUCUCUCGGUGAGCCAACUAAACAAUGGGACACACUUCUCAUUCAUAUUAUUACUCAAAAAUUAGAUGCUAAGACAUAUCGUGAAUGGGAAGAGUCUAAAGGUCGUUUGGAGAAAGAUACACCUAUUACGUUCGAUAUAUUUUUGAUGUUUUUAAAAAAUCGAGCCGAUUUAAUCGAAACACUAGAAAUGUCUAAUUCUGGUGCUACUAACCGUUUAAAUUCUUCUAUAAAAUAUGCUCCAAAAGUUAAGGCAAUGGUUUCAGUGCGGGAUACCGGUAAUAAAAACGGUUCGGCCUUUUCCGCCAAACUGUGUCCUAAAUGUAAGGGUGACCAUAAGUUAAGCAGUUGUCCUCAGUUUCUUGGAUUAAGUAACGAUGUGCGUCUACAGUUACUGCCAGAGUAUAAAGUAUGUUUCAAUUGUCUUAAUUCAGGGCAUUAUGCAAAUCACUGCAAAAAGCCAGGAUGCAAAAUAUGCCACCGAAAGCAUAACACUCUCGUGCACGUCGCAGAUUACCAGUCAAAACCAAUUACAGAUAUUAAUACAUCUAACACGAGUAGUGGUAAUAAUAAGCCCGUUAUGCAAGGUCAUUUCGAACAAACAAACAGUUCGACCGGCUCACAGUUGUCAUCCAAUUCUAACGCACAUCUGUCAUUAUCCGCAAAGGUAGGCACUGCAUCGUGUAGUGAACAAGGCGACGUAUUGUUAUCGACGGCAUUAAUUAAAGUUAUAGGUAAGAAUGGUUGUCCAUAUAUUGCUCGUGCUAUUCUUGAUAGUGGCAGUAACGCUUGUUUAAUAACUGAAGAGUUAUAUCAAAGGCUAGGUUUGCCCGCUCAAAAUGUAAAUCAGUCGGUAGUCGGUAUUAAUAAUGCUUCGGCACACAUCAAGAAGAUUUGUAAGGUAUCGAUAAAAUCAUUGAAUGAUAACUUCUCUAGUAAUCUUCAUUGUUUUGUCCUACCAUCAAUAACCCAAAAUGUACCUACUAGAUAUGUUAAUUUGUCAAACUUAAAAAUUCCAUCUAAUAUUUCUCUGGCAGAUCCUAAUUUUCACUCACCUGCUCCCGUUGACAUGCUUAUAGGUGCUGAUGUCUUUUGGGACUUAAUAGGAACGCAGAGAUUAAAAUUAGGGGACGGUCAGCCGAUUCUUUGUGAAACUAGCUUAGGAUGGUUAGUAUCAGGUCCGAUAGAUUAUAGAUAUGUAAAGAAAGGGGUUAACUUUAUUAAAUGUAAUUUUACAAGAAUAUUUCAAGAUGAGGCUAGUAAUGAUUUAGAUGAAGAUAUACAAAAACAAUUAGUACGCUUCUGGCACCUCGAAGAGGUAAGCCCUGCGUCUCUUUAUUCAAACGAAGAAAAAUUAUGCGAAGAACACUUUUUAAAAAAACACCACGCGACUGGCAAAUGGUCGAUUUUGCGUGAGGAUACCCUUAAAACAUAA
Messenger RNA from Parnassius mnemosyne (clouded apollo), 2139 nucleotides. Lineage: Eukaryota; Metazoa; Arthropoda; Insecta; Lepidoptera; Papilionidae. The record is from the annotation of a GenBank genome assembly.